Molecule: messenger RNA, 3706 nt
Organism: Hemiscyllium ocellatum (epaulette shark)
Lineage: Eukaryota; Metazoa; Chordata; Chondrichthyes; Orectolobiformes; Hemiscylliidae
Gene: tm2d1
Product: TM2 domain containing 1
Exons: 7
Coding region: 10-585 (191 amino acids)
Source: RefSeq, a predicted model, not a curated record
GAUUCCAAGAUGGCGCUGCCCAGGGAGCGGUGGCAGUUACGGCUCUGUCUCCUGUCCUUUUGCCUUUGUUUUACAAACGCGGCUCUGGUUGACGUUGAUAAAUGCGACGAACUGCGACUCGGGCAAUACAUUUGCGAUAGUCCCAAGAUAAACAACCUAACACAAGAGCCAGAAAAUUGCACAAAUGAAACAGCUUUUGUUCCUUGUAUGCCAGCUCCUAAUAUUACCUGCAAAAAUUAUAGUGGCUUCGUGAACACCUUCAGUGGAAAGGAAGUAGGCUUCUAUAAGCCCUUUUCUUGCCGUAAUGUAUCUGGUUACUCUUAUAAAGUGGCAGUGGCUCUCUCCUUGUUCCUUGGAUGGCUCGGAGCAGACCGAUUCUACUUGGGAUAUCCAGCAUUGGGUUUGUUGAAGUUCUGCACAGUUGGAUUCUGUGGAAUUGGCAGCCUCAUUGAUUUUGUUCUUAUCUCUGCGCAGAUUGUGGGACCUUCUGAUGGUUCAAGUUACAUCAUAGAUUACUAUGGAGCAAGACUCACAAGAUUAACAAUUGACAAUGAUACAUACAGAAAGACACAAAUGAAACAAUGAGAGGGAUCCCAUUAAGAAAACAGAGGAAUAACAUGAACAUUGCAACGAAGGCAGUAACGAAAACUUAGAACUACCUGAUGAAAUUGUACUUGAAGGAUAACAAUUGGUGUGGAUAUGGCAAGUAAUCGCCUCUGAACUAUUUUGUCCAGGAAAUGAACAGCUGCAUUUCUGCAAAGACAAACACCUGGCACCCCUCCGUAUGGCUGUAAGAAAAUAGCUGUGUUAAACUGAUGACACCACAGUCUCCAUUUAGCUUUCUGAAAUGUUAAUUCCUUUUAUGUUUCAUAAGUACGUUCAGUAACAUUUUGUUCAUGUUUGUACAUGAACCUAUAUAUUUCUUUUCUUUGCUGCAUUUUGGCUGUUUAAAUAACUCCAAUUAUUGAGUGUUAUUUCAUAACCUGAGUUCCAUAAAAUUGUAAUAAAUUCUCUUGACAUGGCUUCUCCAUGCAGUGUUUAACUGAUUAAUAUUCUGAAAUGAAUUAGGUUAUUUAAGAUUGCAGGUAUCAACUUUAGCUGUCACAUUUCUGAACCAAUUCAAGUACAUAAUUUCAGUGAGUUCAGUGAGGUAUUGCACUUUCAAUAAGGUUGUCUUUCAAAAGAGACAGUAAACCAAGGUAGAUGUCAAAAUAUCCCAUGUCACCAUUUGAAGAAAGACAAGGAGUGUGCUCCUUAAUGUUCAAGCCAAAGCUUAUCCCUCAGCCAACAUCACUAUAAAGAUUAUCUGGUUGCUGUUACAUAGCUGUUUUAGGGGCCUGGUUGCCACCUGAAUGCUACAUUUCCCUAUGUUACAACUGUGAUUUCAUUGUUUGAAAAGUUCUUUGAGAUUGGGAAAGACCAUGUAAAUGCAAAUAUGUUUUUUUUAAGAAAAUGCUUCAGAAUCAUAGGAAGCUGAUAGAUCAUUCUGGUACCUGUUUGUUUUUUGUGAAAUUCAGCUCGAUCAAGCAAAAAGUGUUGUUCAUAGAUUAUUGUGGGAGUAUGUAUCAUUGUUGUUUUAUUUUGAAUUUCUUUUCCUUUUUAUCAUGAUUUAAUGUCUAAUUAACAUCUGUAGUGGUAGCAAAACAUUUGUCAAAGAAAUGGCUAUGAUUAUUCAGACUUUUAGCAAAUUGUACAUAGUAGUCUACAAGUUAAACUAAAGAUAAACUUGCCAUUGUCUUACCAGACCAUUGGACUGCUUUCAAAGAGAGAGAAAGAUUACUGAUUGUGGUUUAAUCUAAGGCUCACCAUACUUCAAGCAAGGGAAGAGGUUGAGAAGGAGAAAUCUUCUUCAUGAGAACCUCAGUUGUAUUGGAAUUGAACCCACACUCUUGAUGUCACUUCACAUUGCAAGCUCAGCCAACUGAGUUAAACCCAACUUCCCUGCCACAAAGCACAGGCUGCAUAAAGAUUAGGUAACUGAGAAUACUUAUGGAGGUGUAAUACGAAAAUUGUAAGACCAGCAGGGAUCAAUGCCUAAAUUCCUGGAAUCAUUAAACUGGAUAUUGACACUAACUAUAAUACUACUAGAUUUCCAGAGUGGGUAAUGAGACAGAAUAUAUUGCUGAAUAUUUCUAUAAGGGAACUUUUUACAAGUCAUAGCAACAUGAAAUUUGAUGUUUCUAGUUUGUAAACUCCCCUCAGUUCACAGAAAUUGGACAAAGUUGCAAUGCCCAAAUAUGGCUUUCAGAAACAUCUAAAAUUACAUGUUGCAAAUACAAAAUUUCUGCAAUUACUGAAAACCGUAGACUUAAUAAGCAUAUAGAAUUGUAGAAUAUGACUUGCAAACCACCAGUAAAAAUCUGAGCUCUAGAAGACCAAUAUAAUCUUGAUGUGGCUGCAAAACUGUAUAGGUUUCACUUGUGAUUUGAAAUUAAUUGAAAGUAAUAGAUGGGUAAUCAUAAUCCAGUGAUGUAACUUACUCACUGGAGGCACUGAUUCCCAGUUGAGUCCCAAACUCUUAGUAUGUAAUUAAAAUAUCAAAGUAGUAUCAUAAAGUGCACAGCGCACAAAAGCGUUGUAGCAUAUGAAAAAUUAUUAGCCCUUAUAAGCUGAAUAAUUAUUUUCUAUAUUUUUUGAUUUCCUGUGGAACCCGAAGAAAAUUAAUAAGUUAUUAAAACUUCAUUCAGUACAAUGUUUUUAAAAUAAAUAAAGUUAAAACAGAAUAUUUCCUUUUCAUUGUGUGCACUACACAUUGAGAAAAAUUGAAUUUACUAUAGAAAUCAAACGAGUAUUCAUGAUUCCAGGAUGGUGAUCCUUAAUCACAGUGGUUACAAUUUGAUUUAUUAGCUGACAUUCAAACAAUUUAUCACUAUUUGGUUUCUGGUUCCGCCCAUUCCCCAGAGGAAACCAUUUGAAAUGUUCCAGUUAAUAACUUCUAAUUUUAGAAGGAGCAACAGAGGAUAAAGGUACUGAGAAGAAUUAUGUUGCUCUUGUAUUUCUGUAUUGUGAAUCAUUUCAUUACCGAUAUAGGCUAUGGAGAAGUAAUGUUAUACGGGCAACAAUUGAACUCAAUAAUGAACUGUUUUUGUGGUGAUGAUUUAGCUGUAUGAUGUUUCAGAUCAGUUCUCCUAAGCCAUGGAGGAAUAAUAUUGAAUGAGAAGGAAACAUGUUCUCUUUUCUAAUAUAUUUUACAUCUUGGGCAAUGUAAUUCAUAAAGUAUGUUUGCUUGAUGAGUUACAUUAUCUAUAUAAGCUUGUAUUAAAACAUCCUUUAGAGCUAUUAGUUUGGGUCUGUGAAUUGGUGAAGUGCAAUUUAGCUUAGGUAAGCAACUGGCCCCAUCAGAAGUCUUUGCUGCUGAUCAGUGUGUGUUCCAUAUUCAAGACAAUAUAGAUUCUAUUAGGUGGAACAGAAACAUAUGGGUUAACUAUAGAGCUCUCAAAUCCAAGCUUUGGACAAACUGAAAUACUUACCAAUUGCAGACUAGAAUUGAAAUCCUUAAGAUUUUUGCAUUCAAUUUUUGUAAUUAUGGGAAGAGUAACAACCAAAAUGUUCCAGUACAAUAGCAAGACAUUGUAACAGCAUGUGUAUAAAAUGCCAUAUCUGAGAUUUGUUUUUAUGCAAGGAAAUAUUUUAUAAACAGGAGAAAGACAAAUGAUAAGCUUAGUAAAUUAAAAACAUGUAUAUACAUUGAAUAAAUUUUUUUUUG